AUGGCGGCGGAACAGAGGAAGCUGCUCGAGCAGCUUAUGGGUGCGGAGCAAAUGGUCGGCUUCGGCGGCUCGCGCAAUUCCCAGCUUGCAAUAACUGACCCCAAAGUUUGCCGCUCAUAUAUUGUCGGCACAUGUCCUCAUGACCUCUUCACAAAUACCAAACAAGACCUAGGCCCGUGUCCAAAGGUCCAUAAUGAGGGGCUAAAAGCGGAGUAUGAGGCUGCUUCGGCGCAUGAGAAGUCAAAAUGGGGCUUCGAAUAUGAUUACCUCCGAGACAUUCAGAAAUACGUCGACGACUGCAACCGGAGGAUUGAUUCGGCGCAGCGACGAUUAGAGAAGACUCCAGAUGAAAUUCGUCAGACAAAUAAUUUGCUAAAACAAAUAUCCGACCUCUCAAAAACAAUAAAUAACGGCCUCCUCGAGGUCUCAGUUCUCAGCGAAAUGGGCUCCGUCUCAACCGCUUUCAACGAGUUCCACAAAGUCCGCACCGCGAAACACCAAAAAGAAUCCUGUGAACGCGAACUCAAAGCGCUCGCCGAUACCUCAGGACCCUCGGGCCAUCAGAAACUACAAGUUUGCGACGUAUGCGGCGCGUAUCUCAGUCGUCUAGAUAACGAUCGUCGCCUGGCAGAUCACUUCUUCGGCAAAAUGCACCUGGGCUAUGCGAAAAUGCGCGAGACUUUUGCUGUCUUGCAAAAGGAGUUGAAGGGCCCACCGCCCUCUAGACAUGACGAUGGACCCUCCGUCCGCGGUGACUAUGAUAAUGAGGGCGGGUGGGGAUCUAGAGCGGGUGGAGGUCGAGGACCUUAUCGGACUGGUGGUGGAGGUGGUGGAUAUAGAGGGUACAAGGGUAGAGGAGGGGGAGGCUAUGGGGGACGGUGGUAG
This is a messenger RNA of Histoplasma capsulatum G186AR, 885 nucleotides long. Its product is annotated as U1 snRNP-associated protein Usp106. Gene Ontology annotation, molecular function: mRNA binding. Gene Ontology annotation, biological process: mRNA splice site recognition. Lineage: Eukaryota; Fungi; Ascomycota; Eurotiomycetes; Onygenales; Ajellomycetaceae. The record is from RefSeq and is a predicted model, not a curated record. The transcript is spliced from 3 exons. The coding region runs from base 1 to 885 and encodes 294 amino acids. Gene Ontology annotation, cellular component: U2-type prespliceosome; U1 snRNP.